UGUCACUGUCAGUGUCAGCAUUCAGCAUAAAAGAAUUUUGUUUUUGAAAAGCUUGCGCAAUGUGAUUAAUUGAUGAACAAAAAGAUUAUUAAAUUCGUGUUUAAAACCGCUGUGUGGAAAAAGUAUAGCUUUUUUGUUUUCGAUUAUGCAAAAUAAAAGUUGAUUGAUGUUAUGUGACCCAGGAUUAUUUUAAUGAUUGUGUAUUAUAUUUUUGUUACAAAAAUAUUACUUUAUUUAAAAGGAAAUAUGUCGGGACAUCAAAGCGGUGCAAGUACACCUUGUAGGGUGGCUAAGACACCGCCAAAUUCUUGUAAACAAGGGCCUUUGAAAGCUACUAUACCCAUGAGUGGAGUUGUUAAACAAUCAAGUUCUGUAAGAAGUGUUAGUGGAAAGAGCCCCACAAUGGGUCCUCCUAUUUCACCAUCAUUUUCGUGGAGAAGCAGAACAUCUCCUGAACAAGUAUCAGGUCAAAGAAGUCCUGGUUCAUCAAGUUAUAAAGGAAAAUCAAAAUUUAACGGAAGAUCAACAGAAGUAAUACGUCGAACAGCAUCUUUAGAUACCAUUUACUUGAAAGGCCACUGGCCUAAGGACACAUUUUAUUGGGGUCACAUGGGUACUUUGCAAGUGGAUAAGGCUACGCAGACAGAUGAAGUCGAACAUGAAUCUAGAAAAAUUCAUUGUAUAUCUGAAAGUGAAGAUAAAUUAGAAAAAUUUGGUUUACGUCCAAAAAUUAGGGGAAAUAAGGAGCCAGGUAGUAGACAUGUUUCACCUGGGGAUCACACAUCAGAUACUAGUUCUCAAACUUUGGCUUCUUGUAUGAUUUCACCAACAAUUAAAAUAAACCCUGUAAAUAUUUGUGUGAAGCCCUUACCCAAGGCAUCAAUGCGUAGUUCUGUUGAAGGGCUCAAUCAAGAAAUAGAAAGGAUAGUAUUAAGAACUGGAUCAGAAGGCUGUUCAAAUGACAUAUACGAACCUAGACAAGCAACUCCUGAGGGUCACAGAGCUCCUUUAGCCGAAUUACUAAAAUAUAAUAGAUCUCGCUCAGUAAAUACUCAAACUCCCCAGGACUUCAGUCAUUCUUCAGGUGAAAGUCAUGGCUCCAGUCCUGAUAAUGAAACUUGUAAACUUGGCACUUCACCGCACAUCAAUAAAUUUUUGGCACGUGAACCCCCAGAUGGCUGUGAAAAGGUUAGACUUAAAUCUCUCGAUGAUAGAACGAACGUUCUCUUAGAACAUGCUCCACCACCAAGCACAUUUAAACUAAAACCCAGUUUAGGAUCAGCUUUUAAAAUUCUACAGCCUAAGCUAAGCCCUAACGAAGAACAAAUUGAACUUACCAAUCCUCAAGAUAAAUCUUCAAACAAGUAAAAUCGUUUAAAUUUUAGUUUGAAAUUUUCAGUAUUACUAAUGAAAUCAAUUUCAUUAUGAUUUUCUUUAAAGCUAGUGAUAUUGUUAAAUAUAAUGCACAAUUUUAGUUAAUUUAAAGUUUGUAAUUAAUUAUGAAAUAUGCAUAUUUUUAAAGCACUGUUUAUAUUAUAGUAAAUAUUUAUAUCAUUUUUAAUACUGAAAUUUCAUUAAAUUAUGUGUAUUGUUCUGUAUUAUGUGUAAAUACAACAGAUGGAUUAAAAAGUUACUUUGUAAUAUAUUUUUAAAGAGAAGAAUUUAGGUUUUUGGGGAAAAACUAAUAGCAUAAUAGCUGUUUUAAGUACCUACCUAAUUUUAAAGUGAAAACGACAAAAUUUUAUUUACAUAAUAAUAAUUGCUAUCCCUUAACAUAGAUGGUAGAAAUAAAUAAGAUAAUAAAUUUGGAUUUAGAAAAGACUAAAAUAAAAACUUGUACUGAAUACUGCUGUGUGAAACACAGAUAUGUAAUAUGGCUGACUGAUAAAAAAUUUGGAAUAGGUUGUGGUUACAACUUCUUAGUUCAAAAAUGUGCCUUUUGAUAGUUAUAAUCAUGUAUUUUAGUAUAAAAGAGAUAUUCGUUUUUCUAAUUUAAUUGAAAAUGAAAACCUUUUGGCGAGUUAUUUUCUUUAUACAUUUCCCUGGAAAGAAACGCGGUAUUGUCAAUAUCAAAAAUACAAAUGUAGAAAAUUAUGUUCAACAAAAAAAGGUAACAGGGUGAUAAAUGUGAUGUUAAUGAUGAAAUAAGCCAAAAGCCAAACUUGGAAAACAGGGUGUAUUUUUAAAAUAAAUGAAUAUUUCCAUAAGAUAAAAAUGUGUUCAUGAAAAAUUGUAAGAAAAGACUUGACUAAGUAUACAAAAUUAAUUUUUGAAUAAAACUGGGUAAAAAUUAUUGCAAAGUAACUUGUCAGUCACACAGGGUUAGGAAUAGCAAAUUAUUUUUAAAAUUGUUUAUUACCUAAAAAUAUUUCUCUUACCGACCCUAUGUGGAAUGAAUAUACAUGUAAAUAUUGACUAAAAGUUAAAUAUUUAGAUUAUUUGUGUAUGUUUUCCAUAGAGAAUCUGUUGACAUUCCCCUUUCAAUAUUUUUUGAAUAUUUGUGAUUUUCUUGUGAGAGGGACUGCAAAAAAGCUGUGAUUUUUUGUAAGAUGAGUAAUGAUUUUUGAUUGAAAAUAAUUAUUUUAAAAUCUUUGAUUUUCAAAAUUUUCCAAAGGAACGGACAAUGUCUAUAAUAAUUUUUAAGUAUUUACUAGAGUAACCUGUGUAGUUUUUGUAUUAUUGUAAUUAUUGAGGUAGAGAAUUUUAAUAAUUUGCAUUGUUACAUUUUUGUAAACUAUUUUUUGAAAUAUUUCUGUAUGUUAAAAAACAUAUCCAAUAAAAGGUGAGACUGA
Messenger RNA from Sitophilus oryzae (rice weevil), 2792 nucleotides. Its product is annotated as protein FAM117B-like. Bases 193 to 1368 code for a protein of 391 amino acids. NCBI's taxonomy places the organism in Eukaryota, Metazoa, Arthropoda, Insecta, Coleoptera, Curculionidae. The transcript is spliced from 7 exons. The record is from RefSeq and is a predicted model, not a curated record.